Molecule: messenger RNA, 3159 nt
Organism: Carassius carassius (crucian carp)
Lineage: Eukaryota; Metazoa; Chordata; Actinopteri; Cypriniformes; Cyprinidae
Product: endothelial PAS domain-containing protein 1-like
Exons: 16
Coding region: 312-2795 (827 amino acids)
Biological process (GO): regulation of transcription by RNA polymerase II; cellular response to hypoxia
Cellular component (GO): nucleus; transcription regulator complex; cytoplasm
Molecular function (GO): protein dimerization activity; RNA polymerase II transcription regulatory region sequence-specific DNA binding; DNA-binding transcription factor activity, RNA polymerase II-specific
Source: RefSeq, a predicted model, not a curated record
AGUGCGCGCAGUGCACAGUUGCAGAUAGCACGCGCAGCGCAGGAGCGUCGCUCACGAGCUCUUUACCAGCGUCCGGUCAGUCGGUGUCACUCUGGGGAGGUAGUGCGAUCCUCGGCAGUGUUCUGAGACUGCACUAGCUGCUCCGGUCAUUACUGGAAAUGCCAUGUGAAUGGACACUACGGAGGAUUAAUAACUAAACAAAGGCAUUUGUGAAAAAAUAUAUAACACGUUUCAUUUAUUAGAUUUUUUUCGUAAAACUUAAGUUGAAUUAAUUAUACGCAAGACAGAGUUGUCUUCAGCAUAGGCUCACCAUGACAGCCGAGAGAGAGAAAAGAAGGCAUCCUUCAGAAAGGCGCAAGGAAAAGUCCCGCGAUGCAGCGCGCUGCAGGCGCAGUAAAGAGACAGAAGUAUUCUAUGAGCUGGCCCAUCAGCUGCCCUUACCCCGCAGCAUCAGCUCCCACCUGGACAAAGCCUCUAUCAUGAGACUAGCUAUCAGCUUCCUGCGCACACGCAAACUUUUCAACUCAGGCUGCACAGUACAACGAACCCGGACACAGGAUGACAGCCAGAUGGACAGUCUAUAUCUGAAGUCUCUGGAAGGCUUUGUCGCUGUGGUAACAUCAGAUGGAGACAUGAUAUUCCUUUCAGAUAACGUCAGUAAAUUUAUGGGUCUUACGCAGGUAGAACUGACAGGCCACAGUAUCUUUGACUUCACGCACCCCUGCGAUCAUGAAGAAAUCCGAGAGAAUCUCAGUGUCAAAUCAGAACCUGUGUAUGGCAGAAGAGGGAAAGACAUGAGCAUGGGCAGAGAUUUCUUUAUGAGGAUGAAAUGUACAGUCACCAAUAGAGGUCGCACUGUCAACCUCAAAUCAGCCAGCUGGAAGGUGCUGCAUUGCACGGGGCAUCUCCAAGUGUGCAGCAGCCACCCCCCUCAAGUCUUCUGUGGGUUUUCGGAGCCACCCCUCACAUGUGUCACAAUGCUGUGUGCGCCGAUCCCACACCCUUCAAAUGUUGACACACCUCUCGACAGCAAGACAUUCAUGAGCAGACACAGUAUGGACAUGAAGUUUAUCUACUGUGAUGAGAGAGUAAGCAGCCUGAUCGGGUAUAAGCCAGAGGAACUUGUUGGCCGUUCAGUGUAUGAGUUCUGCCAUGCUUUGGAUUCUGAAAGCAUGACGAAGAGCCACCAAAAUCUUUGUAAUAAGGGUCAAGUGGUGAGUGGCCAGUACAGAAUGCUAGCCAAGAACGGGGGCUACGUCUGGGUGGAGACCCAGGCAACUGUCAUCUACAACAAUCGCAACUCCCAACCGCAGUGCAUCAUCUGCAUCAACUAUGUCCUGAGUUCUGUUGAGGAGCAGUCUGUCAUCUUCUCCCUGGAUCAGACGGAGUCUCUGUUCAAGCCCUACCACAUGUGUAGCAUGGGAGAACUGUUCAGCCAGGGCAGAGCUUCCUCAGUUUCAGAAGCUGAGGACAUUCUUUUCACUAAGCUCAAGGAGGAGCCCGAGGAGUUAGCUCAGUUAGCGCCCAUGCCAGGAGACGCCAUCAUUGCCCUGGACUUUGAUAGGCCAGAUUUUGAAGAACAGACUUUCUUUUCCAAGUCCACCAAGCCACCUAUGGUAGGACCAUCAUGGGUUGUGGACACACCCCCUGAUGGCAGUCUUGAUAGAAAACUGUCCAACAUGCCCUCCACCUUUACCAGACCCCAGGUUCCUCCUGCAGGCAAAUGCACGUCUUGUUCCACACUCUGCUUAAGCGGCCGCAGCAGUUGUUCUACACCUAGCAGUCCAGUAGAUUACUGUGGCAGAGGAGAGUUUGAUCUGAAGGUGGAGCUGACAGAGAAGCUAUUUGCCCCUGAAUCUGUAGCAACAAAUCCUACUGGCUCCCAGUUGGACCUGAGCAAUCUGGACCUGGAGACUCUUGCUCCAUACAUCCCAAUGGAUGGUGAGGACUUCCAGCUGCACCCCAUCUGCCUGGACGAGCCAGUGCCUGACACAGGUCCAGGCCUGAGCACAGCCCUGCAGCACAGCUUCAGCAGUGUAGCUGACCUCUUCCAGCCACUGAGUCCAUUCCCUCCUGACAACAAAAGCAGCACUAGCACACGUUCAGACACGGCUCAUGUGCAGCCUUACCAAACCACACCAAACAUCCCACUUUCCUCUAAGGAGGGUAGACAGAGUCUUCAGUGGCCCUGUGACCCACCCUCACAGUAUGAACGUACAGAUAUUGGAUGCAUGGAUGACCGAAGCAUAGCAUAUCCAGGACAAACAUGCGAUUUCAAUGCUGCAUUAACACAGCAAAGAUUUUAUGAGAGCUUUGCCCCUGUACAGAAAGGCAGGAAUGUGGGUCAGAUAACGCUCGUCAACAAAUUUAAACGGAAGAGGCAAGCAGAUUACAGUUCGUCAUGCUCUUUCACCGAUAUUUUAAAGAAGGUGUCAGCUCCUCACGAGUCUGCAGAUGGAAUGCAGAAAAGGAUAAAGAUGAUGAACCUCGACAGCUGCGCUUUCUCUGUCAGAAAGUCUCUUAGCACAAGUGUGCUAACAGAUAAAUUUCCAUUUAUGCCAAGUGGAUUGGUUUCUCCUCACGGCUGCAGUCAGUCUCCCAGUAACAGACAAUACAACAUGAUGCCUCUACACAAACACACAGGCAUAAUAAGUCAACUGUUAGGCCCAUCAUUUGACUCGUACUGUCUGCCAGAGCUGACACGAUAUGACUGUGAGGUAAACAUGCCUCUACAGGGAAACCUGCAUCUGCUUCAGGGCAGUGACCUCUUGAGAGCUUUGGACCAGACCACGUAGACCCAGAGCUUCUGCAGUGAUCCAUUCACCCAACUUUGUCUAUAUAAGCUAUUAUCUUCUACGCGUGUAUUAUCAGUCUUUAUUUAGAUGUAUUUGUACAUUUUCCUUUAAGACCUGUGUAAUAUUUUAAUAUAUAUUUGAAAAAUGUGUUUGGACAUACCACGUUUUGUGCUAUCUUAAACUCUAAGAUUGUCCUGAGCCUUCAGAUGCUAAGUGUUCUUACCAUUUAUGGUCUGAUUUAACAGAUGUUUCACUGUUGCAAAUUAUAUCUCAACUAAAACAAAAUAUAUACAAUAUAUAAUAAUUUAGUUUCAUUUGAAACUUAUUCAUUCAGCUUGGAAUACAACUACUGUGUUUGUAUAAA